GUUUUCGGCCACGGGGCCCGUUCGAACCGUGAGCCACCCUCCCCCAUCGUCUCAAACGGCCAUGCCCCAUUUUGCCCAGUUUCCUCCACAACAACCAUAAUGCAACGUACCUUCCAUCGGCCAUGACCAAAAAGCCACAGCAGACAAAAGAUGAACGUCGUGCGGAACAUAAUGCUAUUGAAAGAGCGCGUCGUGAGAGUUUAAACACCAAAUUUCAGCAACUGGCUCACCUCUUGCCCAAUCUUCAAAAUGAUACCCGGCCUUCAAAAAGUACCAUCAUUGAACGUACACUAGAAUUUGUCAAGCAAGCUUUGCAAAAAGAGGAACGGUACCGUCAUGAACUUCGGGAUCUUCGUCACACCAAUCGACAAUUGUUGAACCGAUUAUCAGACCCUGCGCCGUCGUCCAACGUUCCAUCAGUGUCUUCGGAACCGAUGCAUUACCCAUCCGCAUCCCCAUCACCCUUCAUGUUGUCUUUAACCCCGACUCCCACUAUGCCCGCGGCUUCUCUCCCGACCUCGUCCAUGUCCACCAUGUCAAGCAUGUCCAGUUCCUGUGUCGCCCUCGAUCCCUCCUACUGUGAUCCUUCCACACAGCACCAUCCAACGGCGUGUGAUCCUAUCCUAUUUGGUCAACUUCCUCUUCAGGCCAUGGUCGGUUCUCCAUGUGAAAGCGAAGAAGAACUGAACGAGCUUGAUCUGCAACACCACCAUAACUCUAUGAUGAACUAUGCCCACCACCUGCAAAUGUAUUCCCAAGACCACAAUGCCAAAGCCACCUCGGUACCUUUUGCCUCUCCUUCCAUAUCCAUGCCUCUCUUUCAAUAAGUUACACUCCUCGUUCCCACCUCAUCCUCAUUAAUUUAAUCCAUACCGCGAUUCUAUGCUUCAUUAUGUAUAUUCCUAUGCUAUUGUGACUUGACAUCUUGCAUCAUUUUCUCUUUCCUCGCAUCCUCUUUCUUUUUUCUUUUCAUCAUCUCAUUUUGAUUGCUUGAUGUUUGUGCAUAACAAUUUCUUUUUCUCUUUAAAAAAAACCAACAUUAAUGCUCUGUUUAUAUU
Messenger RNA from Radiomyces spectabilis, 1058 nucleotides. RefSeq lists its product as uncharacterized. Gene Ontology annotation, cellular component: RNA polymerase II transcription regulator complex. Gene Ontology annotation, molecular function: DNA-binding transcription factor activity; protein dimerization activity. NCBI's taxonomy places the organism in Eukaryota, Fungi, Mucoromycota, Mucoromycetes, Mucorales, Radiomycetaceae. Gene Ontology annotation, biological process: positive regulation of transcription by RNA polymerase II. The record is from RefSeq and is a predicted model, not a curated record. The transcript is spliced from 4 exons. The coding region runs from base 123 to 827 and encodes 234 amino acids.